CCCCCAUUUAACCCCCUCGGAGGGCUGGCGCACAGCGUGAGGACCACGGGUGCGGGGUCUGAUUGUAGGUGGGCACCAGGCAACGUUGUUGGAAGUGCUGGGAAAGGGGCCACCAGAGGAAACCCCAACACCGCCGUCUCGUCACAUCGACGCUCACAGCCUCCGUCUUCAGAGCACUGUUGACGUCCAUCCUGCUCGGGGAGCCGCAGUGGGAUGCCUCUCUUCGGGAACACCUUCAGCCCAAAGAAGACCCCCCCAAGGAAGUUUGCCUCUCUCUCCAACCUGAAUCUGCUGGACAGAUCGACCCGUGAGAUCGAGCUGGGGCUGGAAUACAGCAUGCCCACCAUGAACCUCGCUGGCCAGAGCCUCAAGUUUGAGAAUGGCCAGUGGGUGGCAGAAUCAGGAAGCUUCACAGGGGAUCGCAGAGAAAUGCAGCGCUUGCGCAAGCGAAACCAGCAGCUGGAGGAAGAAAACAACCUCCUUCGGCUGAAAGUGGACAUUCUACUGGACAUGCUCUCUGAGACCACAGCCGAGUCCCACCUGAUGGAGAAGGAGCUGGAGGAACUAAAGAGCCACAGCCAGAGGAGGAAGUGAAGAAGAGGAUAUGGCCAUAGGACAGGGGAGCAAAGAGGCCAGCUCUGAAGCUCAGUGCCUCCUCAGCACCUUGGUACUGUGUGUGUAGGUGCUUCAUUCAUGGGACUUCAAGUAACGAGGUGCCUCUGGUGCUGUGGGUGCCACGUAACGGCUGGGUGGCACCCCCACAAGUCACACCACGAUGCUGUCAACUAACAGAGAUUUUCUCAGAGCACUUUACCUCACUACGUUUCCUCAAGAAGAACCAUCUCCGGGUACCUUAAAAAACACAGGACAUCCCCUGACCUCCCCAAAACCUGCCCCUGCAGGGUGCUCACUGUUGAGGCUCUUGCAUCGUUUACAUAAACACAUUGAAACCCA
Messenger RNA from Pezoporus flaviventris, 954 nucleotides. It is a transcript of the gene CBY1, whose product is annotated as chibby 1, beta catenin antagonist. NCBI's taxonomy places the organism in Eukaryota, Metazoa, Chordata, Aves, Psittaciformes, Psittacidae. The record is from RefSeq and is a predicted model, not a curated record. The transcript is spliced from 4 exons. Gene Ontology annotation, biological process: negative regulation of Wnt signaling pathway. Bases 214 to 594 code for a protein of 126 amino acids. Gene Ontology annotation, cellular component: nucleus.